Messenger RNA from Cinara cedri, 5727 nucleotides. The record is from the annotation of a GenBank genome assembly. Lineage: Eukaryota; Metazoa; Arthropoda; Insecta; Hemiptera; Aphididae.
AUGCGUGAAAUUUGUCACCUACAAGCCGGCCAAUGUGGAAAUCAAAUCGGCGCCAAAGUGAAUAUUACCAAAUUUAGUAAUAAUCUAAAAUAUUACUUUUUAGCGGUGUCCCGUCGCGAUUUAGGACUUUUUUAUUUUUUCCGUGGGACGAUUAUUUUGUCAACGAUUUAUUAAAAGACCUAACUUUGCGUUUAACGAUUAGGAACGUGACUUAAAUUCCUAAAGGAUUUCAAAACUGUUUUAUUAUACUUUAUAUAAAGACAACCAACUUUCUGUUUUUGCUCUCUCACAAUCGUCGUUGUUCGAUCGCUUUUCAUUUUUUGUUGAAUUCUUAAUCUAGUUAAUGAAUUGAGGAGGUCGUCUUUUGAUUUUCCAAUUUUUAUAAUAAUCAGGGAAAACCAAAAAAAAAAAAAGGUAAAGGAAUAAUCGAAAAAUGUAUAACAACAGAAGUUUCAUUUUUUGGACCAGAAAUCUAAUCCAAAUAAUAAUAAUAUUUUUUUAAUAAUUGAGAAAAACCGCGUCAUUAUUUUCGAUUUUUUUUUUAUUAUUAUUCUUGUAAUCCGAUUAAAAAUAAUAAUGGUAGAGAUCUUAUUUUAGGCUUUUCUAGAAGUAGUAAACUGUUAUAAACAUUCUAAAGAUUUUUAAAAUAUUUUUAGGCAUUAUACUAUUUUGAGUUUUUUAGAUUCUAAACUUAGCGAGGAAUAUAUUAAUUUUCCAUUGAUGUUUUUUUUCUCCAUUAUUUUUAUUUUUUUUUUUUAUCUGUCAACAACUUUUCUACUCCAAAUUUUACUCAGAUUUUAAAGUGUAGUACCUUUACUGGAAAAAAAAAUUGUCUGGGUGGUUUUCAUAAUAAUUGAAAAAAAAAAACAGGAAAAAACGUAAGAAAAUGGAAAAAUUUACAAAAUAUAUUAUUUUUGAUUUUGUUUUUUGUUGUAAUUCAGUUAAAAAUAUUCGUAGAACUUUGAAAUUUAAAAAUAAUACUUAUAUUUUCUAUUUCUAGACGUGGUAAAAUUUUCAAAACAUUUGUGUUAUUUUUAAGCUAUUGAUAAACAUUUUAAUUUUGUAAGUCUUUAAACAUAAUUUUUUUUUUUGUUAGACCAAACAGACAUGUUUGAAAAUUCAACUCUGAAGUUCAUUAAAAGUCGUUAAAAAAAAUUAAGUGUUAUGUAGAAUUUUAUUUAUAAGAAUAUUUCAGUAUAACAUUUUCACGAAAAUCGUAAAUAUUACGGCCUUUCAAAACACGUACAACCAAACUCCGCUCAAAAUCGUAAUUCGUUGAUCUAGAUUUAAAAUCCGAUAUUAUACUACUAUUAUAAAACAGGCCCAUAGCCAUCUUUAGUUAGUAAAGGCGGUUUUCACUACAUACGUGUGCGUGCACGUACAUAGGUACGAAUUCUUCGCUGUGAUUGGUUGGUAUCAAUAGUGAGCGUUUGGUAUACCACAGUUUUUAUUACAACACGUUAGCAAUGAUAAAUCGUAUACCUUAAAUUCCCUUUAAUAUCCUACCUUUCUAAAUUCUCACCUUCAACAAUGGCCCAACAAUCGUGUGAAUAUUUUUUAGUUUCAAUUUAGUUUUAUGUAGAUAAAAGAUUUGAAUAAAAAAAAAAAUGCUUUUAAAUUUAAUAAGACGAAGAUACAUAGAGGGAAGUAAGAUAAAUUUAAUAAGUUUAAUUUAGUAGCAAAAAAAAAAAAUAAUGCAGGUAGUGGUUUUUUAUUUUUAUAAACGGUUUUAAUAUCAACUGAAUAUCACACAGAAUCGUUAUUCAUAAAUAAUGGUUUAUACAGAUAUAAAUUAAAGAACUUUAUGUAUCCUACUUUCUUAAGUUCAUAUCUACAACAGUGCCACACUUUCUAACAGAAUCAGCUAUUAUUUGAUUUAAUAGAGACUUCAUCGCUAACAUUUCUUUUUUCCGCGUCUUAUGCGUAAUAUACGAGUAUAUUACGAUUACGACUUUUUGAUUGAGAUAGUAAUUAUUAUAUAAUCAAUGAUAGUUAUUAUUGAACUUCGGUAAAUCUGGAUUUUUUCCAUCGAAGUCUUUGCAUUCCUGUGAGAAUUUUUAACAGCUUUACAUCUCUAUAAUUUUCACUAAUUAUGAAAAAGUUUUAAAAUUACAACUUUGACAUCGUUUUUUAUCCAAAUAUUUGACAACAAUUGAAAAUCCCAUUAAAAAAUCAAAAAAAAAAAAAUAUUUUGGUUAAAGUCGUCGUCCGACUUUCGUUUUUUAUUAUACGCUUAAUCAUUUGUAUACCUUUUCGAGUUACGAAUGUGCUCGUCGGCGUCCAAGUUUGGUUAUUAAUACAAGUUGUGCAUUAUAUGAAACGAAGCUAUCGGUCAUCCGUUUCACGCGUGUACAAAGGUCAUCGUCGUCGUCACUAUUAUAUGUUUUUUGCGGGAUUUUAUUCGGCUUAUCUCCAAUCGACGACAAGUGAUAACGAUAAUUAUUUUAUUUAUUAUUUUCACAUUUGCAGGUAAUAGACAAAGGAUAAUGAUUAAUGACAAUUGACAAUAAACUAACCGUAGCAACGCGCAUAUUUUAUAAAAUAAAAUAUAUUUAAAAAUUAUAUUCAAAUUAAUACAAUAUCGAUUUCUGUCGGAUUUCAUUGAAACUAAAAAUGCUGUUUUCAAAUAAUCCUAUAGCAUGGCUUAUCUGUAUAUUAUUGAAACAAUGGUAAUAAUUAAUCGGAUACAGAUGUAAACUAAAUUUCUUUCUAUAUCCUACCUUCUCAACUUCCCACUUACAACAGUGGUCACAUGAUGUGUAGUAAAUAUGUUUUUACGUUUUUUUUUUUUUUUUUUUUGACAAUUUAAGAAACAAGUAAGAUAUAAAGAGUUCUGAAAAUACUUGAUUGCGAUUAUUAUUUGUUUCAUUUACUUUUGGGGGGCGAACCGGCUAUUACUUUAUAUUUUGAUUUUUAAAUAGCAAUCUAAAUUUAAACUUCCAUAUAUAGAUGGGAUUUAAACAGUUGAAUAAGUUAAUUUCAGUCAACCCGGUUCCAUUUUUAAGUUUGAAUAGGAGGAGAGUAUUUGAGCAUUAUUUAUUGUGGUGACAUAGUGUGCGGCGUAGGUAUAGUUAAAAACUAAAAAGUUUCUUUAUAACAUAUAUAAGAUUGUUUUUUUGAUAACUUAAAUAUAGUUUAAAAAAUGUGUAGACAAAUAUUCCCUAUUCGAAUUUAUGUCCAAAUGAAAGGCGUCAAUUAAAUAACACCACUUUGAAAGUAUAACUUCAGUCAAACAUUCUUUUUGAAAGGAUGUUACACUUGAAAAUCGGAGCGAAAAUCUGAUGAAAAAGUUGUUCAGAGAAAAAAAACAUCAUUGUGAUUUUUUAAUCACUCUGUGCAUAUUAUAAAUAAAUGAGUAUUUACUAUUCCUUGGCCGAACGAUUUUAGAUCCCGAGCGGCGCAAAAUGUAUUAAUUUUACAAUUUCUAUUUUAUUUUUAUCCGUGAACAACUUUACUUCUCGAAUGUGGUUUCGAUUUACAAUGACAGCAAUUUUUCUUGAAACUGACUGAGAUGGUACUUGAGGGUGAUCAUUUUUUAAUUUUCCCAAUGUUAAAAUACAUGUGGUGGCCUCUCAAUCGGUGACAGAUUCAGAAAUUAAUUUUUUAACCAUUUACAAAAGUAAAAUAUCAUAAUACAAGAAAAUAUCAUGCUAUAGGUAUUACGGUCAAUGGGGUAGUGGGAGCAAAAUAAUUUAUUACAUCCUUGCUCUCAAUAGCCGAUGAUAUAAUAUGACUAAAAUGCUACAUUUUUAUUACUUGCAAUUGUUGUUUUUAUAGUUUUGGGAAGUAAUAUCCGACGAACACGGCAUUGAUCCAAGCGGAUCGUAUCACGGUGAUUCCGAUUUACAAUUGGACCGGAUUAAUGUGUAUUAUACCGAAGCACUUGGUAAACAUUUUUUAUACAAUUUAUAUUAUUAUUUUAUUAAAUAAAAUUUAAUUAACGAUUCGGCAAAUCGUAAUUUAUCCUACAAUUAAUUAUAGGUAUAGGAAAGUGUCGAAUCCUGUAUAAUAUACACUCUGUAUAGAAAUUGGUCCUUUCUGUCUCAUGCAUUAACAACGUUUAUUGUACUACCUAGCUAAAUAUGACAAUAUUAUAGACAUAUAUAUAUAUAUAUAUAUAUAUAUAUUAUUAUCCUAUGUAUAGGCGGUAAAUACGUGCCACGGGCAAUUCUCGUGGAUCUGGAGCCGGGAACCAUGGAUUCGGUAAGAUCGGGUCCCUUCGGUCAGAUAUUCCGACCAGACAACUUUGUUUUCGGCCAAUCCGGUGCCGGCAACAACUGGGCCAAGGGGCAUUACACGGAAGGAGCCGAGCUGGUGGACUCAGUGCUGGACGUGGUUAGAAAAGAGGCGGAAAGUUGCGACUGUCUGCAGGGAUUCCAGUUGACCCAUUCGCUGGGUGGCGGUACUGGUUCCGGGAUGGGCACGCUGUUGAUAUCGAAAAUUCGUGAAGAAUAUCCGGAUCGAAUUAUGACCACAUACAGUAUCGUUCCGUCGCCAAAGGUAGAAUAAUAACGUUGGUUAUAUUGCCACCGAGAAUAAUAAUAUUUAAAUUGAAAAGAGUGUCAAUUUUAAAAUUAUAAAGAGUCUAUGCAUAAAGGUCGGAAUAAUAAUUCCAUAAGUAAAUUUGGAGGGAAUGAGAAAAGUAAUCAAACUCACAACCUAAGUGAUUAUUUUAUUCGGGGAAGGGGGAUAGGUGAGAUCGAAAACCGUAUGAACUGCAAAGUAGAUUGAAAAGUCAUCAUCUGACGAUCAGAUGUCGAGUAGUAAUCACCACAUAAAAUAUAUUAUGUUUCGACCGAUAGACCGCCGUUUUAACGUUUCUUUUUUUUUUUUUUUUUAAUCAAUCACUCGAACUUUUAUGACCUUUUAUCAUGUGGAUACCUUUAUAAAGAUGUAAACAUUUUAUGUGGAUAGGUAUCCGACACGGUCGUGGAACCGUACAACUCCACACUGUCCGUGCACCAGCUGGUCGAGAACACGGACGAAUCGUUUUGCGUGGACAACGAAGCGCUGUACGAUAUAUGCUUCCGGACUCUGAAGCUGACAACGCCCACGUACGGCGAUCUCAACCAUCUAGUGUCGGCUGCCAUGUGCGGCGUGACCACUUGCUUCCGAUUCCCCGGUCAACUCAACUCGGACCUGCGGAAACUAGCCGUCAACAUGGUACCGUUCCCACGGCUUCAUUUCUUCAUCACCGGAUUCGCUCCGCUGACGUCCCGUGGUAGCCAACAGUACCGCGCGCUAUCCGUACCCGAGCUCGUUCAACAAAUGUUCGACGCCAAGAACAUGAUGGCCGCUUGUGAUCCGCGUCACGGCCGAUACCUGACUGCCGCCAGUAUAUUCCGCGGCCGCAUGUCCAUGAAAGAGGUCGACGAGCAGAUGCUCAACGUGCAAACAAAGAACUCUGCGUACUUCGUCGAGUGGAUACCAAACAACACCAAGACCGCGGUGUGCGACAUACCGCCCAGAGGCCUAAAAAUGUCCGCCACGUUUAUCGGCAACACGACCGCCAUCCAGGAGAUGUUCAAGCGCGUUUCCGAACAAUUCACAUCCAUGUUCAAGCGUAAGGCAUUCUUGCACUGGUACACCGGUGAGGGCAUGGACGAAAUGGAAUUCACCGAGGCCGAGUCCAAUAUGAACGAUCUCAUAUCCGAGUACCAACAGUACCAAGACGCCACCGCCGAAGAAGAAGGUGAGGGCGACGAGGACGAAGAUGCCGAGAACUAA